AUGUCUGAUGAAGUGUGUGUAGUUGUUGAUAUGGGUUCGAGGAGUAUUAAAGUGGGGUUUGGGGCCGAGUCAUUUCCUAGAUAUAUAGUACCUUCUGUUGUUGGGAGAUUCCAGCACGAAGUUCUAUUAGAUGGCGUCCCUGAUAUAUACUUUGGUGCCGAAGCUGUUAAAAAAAGAGGACUUUCGAAUUUGACGUGGCCGAUUGAAGGCGGAAUGAUCAAAGACUGGGGGGAAAUGGAAAAACUCUGGCAUCACAUUUUCUACAGGGAAAUGCACGUCGCUCCUGAAAUAUCGCCCACUCUUAUUUCCCUACAUCCACUUACGAAGCUAAAGGAUAAGUGUAUCACCAGCACUUGUGCUGCACGCCCAAGCGGUAGAACUACGGGUGUCGUGUGGGAGAGUGGUUACUCGUGCAAUUAUACUGCCCCGGUGUUUGAGGGGUUUCCUUUGAAACACGCCACCAUAUGUUCGGAGGUGAACGGGAAGAUCCUAACUGAACGACUCCAGAACCUACUUAAGGAAGUUGGAUACAGUUUCACGACGCCACGUGAAAUUGAUUUACUGGACAAACUUAAGGAGCAACUAUGUUACACGGUGAACGAUUACGAAGCAGAGUUAGCCAACAGUCCUGUAAAAGAUAAACUCCGUUAUGAACUUCCUGAUGGUCAACACGUUCUCAUCGGAGACGAAAGAUACCAAUGCCCAGAAAUACUGUUCCAACCGUCGCUGCAUGGACUUAAAUGUUCCAAUGUGGUCGAUAACAUAAGGUCAAGCAUAUCGAAAUCAGAUUUAGAUUAUAAAGGUGAAUUUUACAGUAAUAUUGUCCUUUCUGGUGGAACAACUAUGUUUCCUGGACUACCUGAUAGGCUGUUUAUUGAGUUAAGGAAGAGAGCGACAGAUGAGCAAGAACUCGAUGUGAAGAUUGAAGCGAUGCCAUCGAGACACCUGGCUCCAUGGAUUGGAGGAUCAAUAUUAGCAUCUCUGUCAUCUUAUGAUAAUUUUUGGAUGACGCGACAAGAAUAUGAGGACGAAGGGUCUGAGAGAGUGCACUAUAAGUUUUUCUAA
Messenger RNA from Leptosia nina, 1065 nucleotides. Lineage: Eukaryota; Metazoa; Arthropoda; Insecta; Lepidoptera; Pieridae. The record is from the annotation of a GenBank genome assembly.